Messenger RNA from Cygnus atratus (black swan), 2259 nucleotides. It is a transcript of the gene IGSF22, whose product is annotated as immunoglobulin superfamily member 22. Lineage: Eukaryota; Metazoa; Chordata; Aves; Anseriformes; Anatidae. Gene Ontology annotation, molecular function: protein binding. The record is from RefSeq and is a predicted model, not a curated record.
AUGUCCCAGUUUGCAGCUGGCAUACUGCAAGUUUUAGAUGCUGUUGCAUAUGAUGCAGAUAAGUACAAGCAUAUAGUGUCCAAUACCCACGCUGACUACAUGGUAUCCUUGAUUGUGUCUGAAAAUGUUACGUGUGUCGAACCUCUAACUGCUAAGAAGAACAUAAAGAAGAUGAUGAUUGAGGAGAAUGAAACAUUAGAGAUCCUCUCCAAAGUGUCAGAGAAGGACUUUGAGAAGGUGUGCAUGAACUACAAGUUCCCUGAUUUCCAUGGGCUUCUCAAAAAGUUGAAAGAGAUGAAGAAGAAAGUGGAGGUUGAGCCUUUGUGUUCCCAGUAUUCCCUGAGAAAUAUGAAGCAGAUGGGUAAGAAAUAUAUGCUGUGUGUUACCAACAUGAAUGAAAAAUACCUGGGCGUCCACAAUUUUCUUGAGGCUGGCAAGAAACUCUGUUAUAUUCAGAGCGAUAGGUGCUUUUGCCACUGUGAAGGGUGUAUGUGUGAUAUUCUUGCUCUAACUGGGGAUCGUGCCAAACUCUGUGUCAUCCUGAAUGAUGAGAAGGUGGAAGGAGUGUGGUUCAAGGAUGGCAAGUAGAUUAUGGCCGUGAGAGGGAUCUAGAUAGUGUAGCAGGGAGCCAUCUGCAAACUCAUCAUUGACAGGCUGGGAGAGAAGCAAGAAGGGAGGUACACAUUCAGCCAAGGGACAGAGCAACAGUUGCCAUUGCAGAUUCUCCUGUUAUUGAAGAACCUGUCCUCAAGCUUUUUGCUGCACACUACGAAGACUGAGCAUACUGCAAGCAUCAAGGUGCCUUAAGGCAAAGUCUUGCCUUGUGCAGUCACAUGGUUCAGAGAUGGUGUUGAGCUGACAGAGAAAGGGGUGAUGGAGAAAACUAGUGACUGGGUUACAACCAAAAAGUGUUCAAGAGAAGACAGUAGAGCCUUUGUGCUGAAUCUGAAAAAUGUCUGUGGCUCGGCUUCUGUCAGUCUUUACCUCAGAAUGGUUGACAAACCAAAACCCUCACAGGGGACAGUAAAGUUACUGGAAUACACAGGAAAAUGCACUAUAUUGAGAUGAAAAGCACCCAAAGGCAAUGGCGGAAAGCAGGUGACUCACUUCACCAUCAAGAAGAAGGGGCUGGGGAAAAAAUCUUGAAUCAAAGUAAGGGUGGUGGAAAGUAAAUUCACCACAUUUUCUAUGGGUAAGGUGGAGAAAGAAAAAGCCUACCAAUUCAGAAUAUGUGGAGUGAACUCUGAGGGCCUCCCUGAGCCCCUUGAAACCAGCCUAUUGAUGUCUCAGCUUCAAGUUGUAGAUGUCAGGAAAGAAGCCGUCACCAUCGCCUGGAGCUCCCCAGCCCAGGAUGGAGGCUUUCCAGUGGAAGUCAACAUCAUAGAAAGAAGGAAGAAAGGCAGCAAUCUUUGGGUCCCAGUCACCGAAGAGCCAGUCCAAGGUCAGACCAAGAUUAUUAUGUUUUAUGAUGAAUUCCAUGUGAUAGAUAUCAACCAUGCAGGCCCUGGACUUCCCAGCACACCCUCAACCUGUUGUUGCAAAGAAUCCCAUCAGUAUGUUUCUUUCAGCAUUUAUCAUCUGGUUCCUAAACAUGAGCAGCUCUGUGUUCACAUACACAAGCGUAGGCCUGCAGGUACAGUGAUCCGUCACAGCUCUCCUGCUGUCACGGAGCCUCUAGAACUCAUGAAUGCCCUCCACAUGGUGAAUUUGUCCAGCUCCAGCAUUUUGUUAGCCUGGCAGGAGCCAAACCAGGGAGCUAUGCCAUCAAGAUAUGUACUAGAGGUUCCAGCUUACUAUUCAAGGUUUGAUCUGACUGUGAGGUUGGAGAGCCACAGGGUGGUUUGUUCUGGGAGGGCAGGGUGCAUUCAUACAUCUUUGCCUACUCAUGGUAUGCUGAAACAUGUCAGUACUGCCACAUGGUUCACAGCUGCAGAAAAGGUCUACAGCAACAAGCACUGUCUGACCCUUGAGCUUCAACGGAGCUGUGAUACAUCUGCAAAGACAAAGUUACAUGAGCAGCUGAGGAAAAGCAUCUCCACUUUGGUGGCUGUAGUUGUUUUCUUCAGUGGAAUUGCUGUAGGCCUGGAUCUUACUCCAGGUCUGGAAAUAGCUUCAGUAGCUUCUGUGAGUGACCUGUACAAGGGCAAGAUUAGCAUCACAUGUAGUAAGUCCGAGUUGUGAUUCAGCUCAAGUGGCAUCUGCCUACUAAGGAUCCCGACAACCUGCAGCUGUAAGUUGACCAUCUCUGGAUACAUAUGA